GUUAACACGUGGAAAAUUGAGUGUUAGGUUGUAAAUUACAAGAGAGGUUUUCUAUUUAAUAUUCGCGCGAACCGAUCAAGUUUUUUUAACUUUCUUCGUCAUUAGUAAAUCAGUAAUGACACUAGACAUCAUUGAAGUAGCCCGAGUCAAUCCCGCCGCAGACUCGGUCCACAACACGUCCGACUCGUUCACAAUCCCCUUAACGUUCUUCGACCUACCGUGGCUAUUGUUCAGCCCAGUCAAACGAGUCUUCUUUUACAGACUCACCGAGUCGACUCGUGAGCAUUUCCACUCCUUCAUUCUCCCUAACCUCAAGCUCUCCCUCUCCUUCGUCCUCCGCGACUAUCUUCCUCUCUCCGGCCGCAUCACCUGGGAUCCAAACGAGCCCAAGCCGAGCAUCGUCGUCUCCCAAAACGACGCCGUUUCAGUGACAGUAGCCGAGAGCGAAGAUGAUUUUUCUCUUCUCUCCGGCUAUGGACAACGUCCCGUUUCCGGGUUACACAACCUACUGCCCGAGUUACCCGUUUCCGACGACUCAGCUUCCGCUUUCUCUCUGCAAAUCACGUUGUUCCCGAACCACGGAUUCUCGAUCGGCGUCGUCGCACACCACGCCGUUUUGGACGGAAAAACGUCAAGCAUGUUCGUCAAAGCUUGGGCUCAAAUCUGCAAACAGCUACUCGGUAACGGAAUAUCUUCUCUACCGGAGAAUCUAACUCCGUCUUAUGAUCGGUCGUUGAUCAAAGAUAUGACCGGAAUCGACGAAAAGAUGAUCGAAAUACUGAGAUCUCUCAAAGGAGACAAAACCAAGAGCAGCAGAAGCUUGAGUCCGUUUCCCGCCAGAAAACUCGGAGACGACGUCGUUCUCGCGACGCUCGUGCUCGGUCGCGAUGACAUCGAGAAACUCAAGGAGCGGGUCAAGAGCGAGUCACCGAGUCGAGAUCGGGGACUUCACUUGUCGACUUUCGUCGUCGCUUACGCUUACGCGUGGAGCUGCUUAGUGAAGGCGCGUGGAGGAAGCGAGGAGAGACCCGUUGGCUUUCUUUUCGUUGGAGAUUUCAGAGAUCGGUUAGAUCCGCCGCUUCCGGCGACAUACUUCGGAAAUUGCAUGUUUCCGGCGGGUAGUUAUAACCACAAGGCGGCGGAAUUCGCGGAGGAGAAGGGAUUCGCGACGGCGGUGGAGAUACUCAGUGAUUUGGUUAGAGGAUUGAGUUCACGAAGGAUAGAGACGAUCGCGAAGGAGUUCGCGGAUAGCUUCGGGUUACCGAGAGGGACACAGCUCGGGACGGUGGCCGGGUCGACCCGAUUGGGAGUUUAUGAAUCGGAUUUCGGGUGGGGAAGACCCGUUAAGGUUGAUAUUGUCUCCAUUGAUCAAGGAGAGGCCAUCUCGAUGGCCGAGAGACGCGACGAGUCAGGUGGCGUGGAAAUUGGAAUGUGCUUGAAAAAGACGGAAAUGGACAUGGUCCUUUCUUUUUUCAACAAUGGUUUACACAAUUAAAUCCCUUCUUGUGAAAUUAUAAUUGAGAGGAUAAUUAUCCACUGAGAUUAGUGUUAUCAGACAAAACUUUUGAUAUCUACUGAGAUUAGUGUUUUGUGGGUCAAAUCAAACUUUAUUUUAUAACG
Molecule: messenger RNA, 1620 nt
Organism: Eutrema salsugineum
Lineage: Eukaryota; Viridiplantae; Streptophyta; Magnoliopsida; Brassicales; Brassicaceae
Product: phenolic glucoside malonyltransferase 2
Exons: 1
Coding region: 116-1495 (459 amino acids)
Source: RefSeq, a predicted model, not a curated record